GCACGGCCGUCGUGUUUACGGAAGUGCUUUACGGAGACGCGGUGCAACCAGAAAGUGGACACGUGAAGGGUAUUUGAAUAUAGUUGCGUACAUCUGCGAUUUAACUAACACUAUCAUUUAAGAAUGCAUCGUUCGUGAAUCUGCCAGAUAAUAUACAUUCAUAUAAUCAUGGCUGGACGUCUCCCAGUGUUAUCCACGCUCGCUUCGCUCGGGGUUCGAACAGUCGUGUCGCCAUCAAUCGGCCGCCAUAGUGUUCCCUUAAUGUUGGGCCGAUUUAGCAGCAGAGGUGGCAGGAAAAGAUGGAGCGAGCAGAGCGGUGGCGGCGGGCACACACAGUUCCACCAAGAAGAUGGCAGAGACUGUAUGAUGGAGGAUGUGGAGGACAAGCUGGAAGCUUUGCUGGAAGAGAGAGAGAAGAAUCGAAAAACUAUCAAGUAUAACAUCAUCGAGAGGAAGAUGAGGCCACGAGGAGCUCCAGAAAGGAAGUUAACCUGGCAGGCAAUUGAACAGAUAAAAUUUCUAAAACAGGAGCAGCCAGAUGAGUGGUCAGUGAAGCAUCUGGCUGAAGGCUUCUCUGUCAGCCCUGAUGUGAUUGUCAGAGUGCUCAAGAGCCAAUUUAUCCCAGACCCAGCCAGAAAACUCAAGCAGGAUGCUAAAGUUAUGACUCGGCUCAAUCCUCAGGUGUUGCCUUCAGGGUCUCGGGCAGAGCAGAGCAGACUGAAGCUGCACAGAGGCCGCGCAGCAGAUGCACUCCUCCCUUCAGGAAGUCAAGAAAAUAGUUUGGUUCCUGCGGCUGCCCAUACUUUAAUAGGUGGCAACACAAACUCCGACAAUAAAUCCCUGGCUGUAGCUUCUGCACCUGUUACAGCUCCAGCAUCCCGCUUUACUACUGCGGGCAAAAAAGACGCCACAGAGAGGAUGUCAGCCGGGGACAAAAGCUCACAUCCAGCGGAAGAGGAAGAGAAUUGGGACGGAGAGGUGUUGUCUGAGGAACAGAUUGAGCAGGUUUGGGAAAUGAAGAAGCCUGCACCUGUGGUGCAAGUCGGGAAGGAUUUCUUUGAUAGCGAGGGCAAUUUUUUGUACAGAAUAUGAGCACUUGUGUUCAGCAAUGCCGGUGUGUUGUGAUGAGGAUAUACUGACCUGCUGCAGAUAUUUUCUUUUGAACUAGUUAAUAAAAGCAAAUUAUGACUUUUUUUGUGCAAUUCAGAGAACCAGUGUCCUCCACAGUAGACAUUUGAUUUUAUUUUGUCAGUUUCAGGAGCGUGCUGUUGUUUCAUUUUGCAAAAAAAUUUAGUCAUAGAUCAAAUCUAUGACAGCACUAUAGUGUUUUUAAGAAUCCAUCCAUCCAUUUUCUACCGAUUGUCCCUUCCAGGGUCGCUGGAGCCUAUCUCAGGUGCAUUCGGGCGGAAGGCAGGGAACACCCUAGACAAGUGGCCCUUUAAGAAUCUGCUGCAAAAUUACUCAAGCUUUUUUUUUUUUUAAACUAAACUUACAGGCUACAAACGCCAACAAACCAGUUGAACAGGAAAAAUUAUGAAAAAGAGAGGACCUAAAAUGGAACCUGGAUGGACACUUAUAACUGAAAAAAAGUUGAACAACACCCUUGUUACGUAAAUCACAUAAGGUCAGUUGAAUAGCCUUGCAAAAAAACAAGCAAGAUUAAAAAAAAAAUGUGAUUGUGUUUGUUCAAAAGGCAGCAUAACAUUUUUGUCAAAUUGAAUGAAACAAACUUUUAUACAUGGGAUUAAUUAUGUAUCUAUCCAUCCAUUUCCUACCGCUCAUCACUUUCAGGGUCACGGGUGGUGCUGGAGCCUAUCUCAGCUACAAUCUUAAUGUCUUAAUUUUGUAUGGCAAAUCUUAAUUUUGUAUGGCAACAGGAAAACAUUUAAUAAAAAUGGCUCUUUUUAGGGUUAAUUGCCGUAUUUUUCGUACUAUAAAUCGCAGUUUUUUUUUCAUAGUUUGGCCGGGGGUGCGACUUAUACUCAGGAGCGACUUGCGUGUGACAUUAUUAACAAAUUACCGUAAAAUAUCAAAUAAUAUUAUUUAGCUCAUUCACGUAAGAGACUAGACGUAUAAGAUUUCAUGUGAUUUAUCGAUUAGGAGUGACAGAUUGUUUGGUAAACGUAUAGCAUGUUCUAUAUGUUGUAGUUAUUUAAAUGACUCUUACCAUAAUAUGUUACGUUAACAUACCAGGCAUCUUCUCAGUUGGUUAUUUAUGAGUCAUAUAACGUACACUUAUUCAGCCUGGUUUUCACUAUUCUUUAUUUAUUUUGAAUUGCCUUUGAAAUAGCUAUUCUUGGUGUUGGGUUUUAUCAAAUAAAUUUCUCCAAAAAAUGAGACUUAUAAUCCAGUGUGACUUAUAUAUGUUUUUUUCCUUCUUUAUUAUGCAUUUUUGGCAGGCGCGACUUAUACUCCAAAAAAUACGGUACAAAAAUUAAUUAUUUAUUAUUCUGUAUGUAUGUAAAUUGAUGUAUUUUGUUUUACAAACCAAUUAUACCGAUGUUCUGUGCACUUACAUAUAAGGUUGGCUCAAAUAUUGAAAGUCCCAAUAUGCUAAAAUGUUUAUGCAGUUAAAAAAAAAAAAGCCACAAGUAGAUAAACAUUGUUAAUUUAUUGGCAAACCCAAAGAAAAAAUGCCUAGAAUGAAAAAAGCAGAUACAAAGAUGUAACUUGCAUAUUUACAAAACCUUCUUUCUACAUUUUAUACCAGACUGUGUGAAACAUGAGAUAGCAUAACUUUUAUUGAUCAAAUAAGAACAUCCCUUAAUGUCUAAGCAACUCCACUACAUAGGUUUAAGUUUUAUCAAAUAUUAGAAUGGUCUUAUGUUGAGGCGUGAAAAACUGUAAGACGUUACCGUAAGGUAUUACAUGCGCUUCACUAGGAGCUCAUGUGGAGGAAAAGUGCACACAAAGUGGAGCAACAUAUCAUAUCCUUGCACGCGGCAAUUAAACAACCACAUUCGAACUACACAACAUUUACUGCACUCUGAACCUGCUAAUGACAAAUAAAUAAAACUGGUAUGACGUCAUUGUAAUAUAAACACCAGAAAAACAACAGUGAAAAUGUCUCAGGUGGAGGACAAAGCUUUGAGACAUAUGUCAGUAGUUCUAGGAUUUGAUGGUAUAAAUUAUUGUUGGAUUUGCUUUUCAAGUCAAAUAAAAAGUCAACAAUCUCG
Messenger RNA from Nerophis ophidion (straightnose pipefish), 3176 nucleotides. It is a transcript of the gene ngrn, whose product is annotated as neugrin, neurite outgrowth associated. The transcript is spliced from 3 exons. The record is from RefSeq and is a predicted model, not a curated record. The coding region runs from base 169 to 1092 and encodes 307 amino acids. Gene Ontology annotation, cellular component: nucleus. Lineage: Eukaryota; Metazoa; Chordata; Actinopteri; Syngnathiformes; Syngnathidae.